AUGGCUGAACACUUCGUGAUGCCGCGCGUGAAACUCGGAACCCAAGGACUCGAGGUAUCAAGGAUAGGUUAUGGCUGUAUGGGGCUUUCUGGUGUCUACAAUAAUCCUGUCUCUGAGGAGGAUGGAAUUGCAAUAAUCAAAGAGGCAUUUAGUAAAGGCAUUACCCUUUUUGACACAUCGGAUGCUUAUGGUGUUGACCAUUCCAACGAGAUCUUGCUGGGGAAGGCAGUGAAGCAAUUACCUCGAGAAAAGGUUCAAUUAGCUACAAAGUUUGGUGUAGCUGGGUUUGAUGCUUCUGGAGUUAUAGUGAAAGGUACACCUGAAUAUGCACGCGCUUGCUGUGAGGCCAGUCUCAAGAGUCUUGGUGUGGACUAUAUCGAUCUUUACUACAUACACCGAAUUGAUUCUACUGUGCCUAUUGAAUACACGAUUGGAGAACUUAAAAAGCUAGUCAACGAAGGCAAAAUAAAAUAUAUUGGAUUGUCAGAAGCUAGCCCAGACACAAUAAGGAGGGCUCAUGCAGUUCAUCCUAUUACCGCUAUUCAAAUGGACUAUUCCCUUUGGAUUCGUGACAUCGAAGAUGAAAUAAUUCCACUUUGCAGGGAACUUGGGAUUGGAAUUGUUCCGUACAGUCCCUUAGGUCGAGGAUUUUUUGCUGGGAAGGCCGUGGUGGAAACUGUGGAAAAUAACUCAUUGGCAAGUCACCCGAGGCUUCAGGGAGAGAACUUUGAUAAGAACAAAGUCAUAUAUUUUCGUAUGGAAGCAUUGGCUAAGAAGCAUGGAUGCACUCCUGCUCAACUUGCACUUGCAUGGGUUCUUCAUCAAGGGGAUGAUGUUGUACCAAUUCCGGGUACGACCAAAAUUAAGAAUCUCCACUCCAAUAUUGAAUCUCUGAAACUGAAGCUUACAAAAGAUGACUUGAAAGAGAUCACCGAUGCAGUUCCGAUCAAUGAAAUAGCAGGGUCGAGAAGUUCUAAUGAGGCUUUUCAUAAGAUCACAUGGGAAUUUGUGAAGACUCCACUCCCAGAAUGA
This is a messenger RNA of Fraxinus pennsylvanica, 1032 nucleotides long. The record is from the annotation of a GenBank genome assembly. NCBI's taxonomy places the organism in Eukaryota, Viridiplantae, Streptophyta, Magnoliopsida, Lamiales, Oleaceae.